AUGCAUCGCAUUCCCAGGAAUCCAAAGCACGGUGCCCGCCUCGACAUGGUGCCUGACCCCGUCGAUCUCAACCUGCCCCGACCCCUCGAGCACGUAUUAGACCUCUGCCUGACAAUGUUGGUGCAGAGCGAGUGUCCCGUUGGAAGGACAGGUCGCGAUUCCUACGCACAUGGAGUCGGAGCUGGUGCUCGGCUUGGAGAGGAGUGUUUGCCAGACCACGGUACCGUAUUUGGGGUCUGGGAACGAGCUGAAGGCUGUUUGGCUGAUUUGAUUCCCAUCGAGGAUCACUGGCGGAUCCUCAAGGUGAGCAGCCAGACCAAGCAACUUGCCGACUCUAUCCACACUCCAUAUCUGCUCCGUUUCCUAUUAUCAGUGCUAUGGGGAGUAACGUCGAUACUUACUUUCCAGUACAGCGCAUUGCCCAAGUAUGCCUUCAGUGCCGCCGCAGGGCUGCCCGGUUCUUCUGGGCGGCUGAGGGGCGUCAGCAGCCCUAGGACAGUUGGCACUACGUUCCAGCCUUGGCCGCAAAAUGACCCUGCGAUUGAGGACUUUGGGACACCAGAAGAUGUGCUCAUGGCAGUCGUUGACUCGUAUUUUACUUACUGCCAGAAUCAGCCCUAUUCGUUCUUUCACGAAGAAACCUUCCGGCAGGGCUUGGCUCAACAGGCCAUCCCGAAACACCUAGUCCUAACCGUCAUGGCGACUGCGGUUCGGUUCUGCUCGCACCCGUACUAUUCGGGGCGUGCGUUGGAGAUGUCUGUCGAAUAUGCUAAUAGGUCUUGGAAACUCAUUGUGUCGGGCUGUUUUACAGUGGGUAAGGUGGCAGAGGUGUCUACUGUCCAGACAGUCGCCUUGUUAGGUUUGUUUGACUUUACCGCCGGUCAAUUACGCCAUGGCUCAGCGUGGGUCAAAGUUGGCCUGGCCGUCAGGAUCGCGCAGGAUUGUGGGCUCAUGCUAGAGAACGCAGAGCAUCUCUCGAAUUCCCAGCAGGACGAGCGACGACGGGUGUUCUGGUCAGUAUAUACGUUGGAUCGCCUAGUAUCGUGCGGUCGAGGCAGACCACCAGCCAUCGUUGAUGCGUCGUGCCACCUACAGCUGCCGUGUGAUGAGUCGAUCUGGAGGGAGGGCUUAUGGGCCAAGACACAAUCGUUGGACGAGAUGACGAACCGAACUCUCUCGAUAUCUCAACGCCAAUGUCCUUUGGCGCAGGUCAUUGCUAUUGCGCAGAUCCUUGGCCGAUGCGCGCAAUAUGUACUUCAAGACUUUAACAUCAGAGGCCCGCAUCCGCCUUGGGAUCCUGGCUCAGACUUCGCCGGUAUUGAAUCCGAUCUUCUUCAUUUCGAAGCAUAUCUGGAGAUACAGAGGCCAAUCGACGAGAUACUCUCACCUUAUAUCUUAGCCGAAGGCGUCGUAGACAGCCAGUCCUCUGGCCCGAUUAUCUUCUCUCGGGCAUUAUUCCACCUCUGUUAUUGUCUACUUAACCAUCCCUUCCUACUACGGCGCCGCAUCAACACAUGCCGGAAUCUUGCUCCUAUCAGCUUUAUCAAGCGAUCAUUUGACUUGGCCUGGCUUCACGCCCAGCAGAUGAUGGCUCUUAUCCGCGAGUCGCGCAAACUGGGCUGCUCAUUCCACUCCUCAUCUAGCGGCUAUGCUGUCACAGUUGCAGGCUCCAUUAUCGCGCUCCGGACCUAUGACGAGCACUCGCCGACUUCCCAAGAGGCUCAGAUGUUGCUCGACGAGGCUUUGGGCUAUCUGGAUAUCAUCGGUCAUCACUGGAGUAAUGUCAGAACAAUGGUGACGUACUAG
This is a messenger RNA of Fusarium subglutinans, 1806 nucleotides long. Its product is annotated as zn 2cys6 transcription factor. Gene Ontology annotation, cellular component: nucleus. The record is from RefSeq and is a predicted model, not a curated record. Bases 1 to 1806 code for a protein of 601 amino acids. The transcript has 4 exons. Gene Ontology annotation, molecular function: zinc ion binding; DNA binding. NCBI's taxonomy places the organism in Eukaryota, Fungi, Ascomycota, Sordariomycetes, Hypocreales, Nectriaceae. Gene Ontology annotation, biological process: DNA-templated transcription.